GUUUUUCAUGCUGACUGAUGUGCUGAGUCAUCGUUUUUCAUGCUGAGUCGUGUGUGUUGUCAGUGUGGCGUGCUGAAGGAGAAGCUGGACUCUCUGCUGAAGACUCUGAACGAGGAGUCUCAGGCCUCCACCCUGCCUCCCCCGGCUCCUCCCCCGACUAUUGCCGAGGAGCAGGAGGAGGCCGAGGGAGUCGCGCCGCCUCCUCUUCAUCAUCAUCAUCAUCAUCCUCACGCCCUGCCCUGCUCGCCACGCACCAACGCCACCUCCUCAGCCGCUGCCAUCUUUAAACCCCGAGAGCAGCUGAUGCUGAGAGCCAACAGCCUGAAGAAAGCCAUCAGACAGAUCAUCGAACACACCGAGAAAGCGGUGGACGAGCAGAACGCUCAGACACAGCAGCAGCUCUUCUGUCUCAGCCGGGCCGAGGAGGACGAGGGUCUGGUGGAGGAGGAUGAGGACGUCGACGAGGACAAGAUGUCUCUGCAGUCGUCCUACAGUGCCAAACACUGCAACACACGCAGAGUCAGUAAGACACCCUGUGAGAAGCUCAUCAGUAAAGGCAGUCUGUCUCUGGGCAGCUCUACGUCCCUUCCUGUCCAGACAGGAAGUAGAGACAUCAUGCCCAUGCUGAACACAAAGAUCUUGUAUCCAGGUCUCCGGGGGAUCUCGGGCUCUCUGUCCAGCAGCUCAGUAAUCAGCCGCCUGCUGGUGAACGCCGACCCUUUCAGCUGUGAUCCUGACAACAUGGACUGCUACACAGAGAAGUGUGUCAUGAACAACUACUUUGGAAUCGGACUGGACGCCAAAAUCUCUCUGGAUUUCAACAACAAGAGGGACGAACAUCCAGAGAAGUGCAGGUACACAAGUGUGUCAUACACCGUCACAGACCGCCAUACACCGUCACAGACCGCCAUACACGUCACAGACUGUCACAGACCGCCAUACACCGCCAUACACUGUCACAGACCGUCAUACACCGUCACAGGCCGCCAUACACGUCACAGACUGUCACAGACCGCCAUACACCGCCAUACACCGUCACAGACCGUCAUACACCAUUACAGACUGUCAUACACAUCAUACACCAUCACAGACCAUCAUACACAUCAUACACCAUCACAGACUGUCAUACACCGUCACAGACCGUCAUACACCAUCACAAUCUCUCAUACACCAUCACAGACCUUCAUACACUGUCACAGACUGUCAUACACGUCAUACACCAUCACAGCCCUUAACAGUCCUUCAUGCACU
This is a messenger RNA of Plectropomus leopardus (leopard coralgrouper), 1251 nucleotides long. NCBI's taxonomy places the organism in Eukaryota, Metazoa, Chordata, Actinopteri, Perciformes, Serranidae. The record is from RefSeq and is a predicted model, not a curated record.